AUGCAUCCAUUCACACGAAACCUCGUCCUGGCCGUCCUGUCAGACUUGACGCUGGUGCAGUCCUCAGAUUGUGCCCCUCCGUCCGUCGACCCUGACUAUGGAACCUACCUAGGGUUGUAUAACCAGGAGUAUGCCCAAGACUUCUUCCUCGGUGUUCCUUAUGCGCAGCCUCCGGUUGGUUCCUUGCGCUUCGCGGCACCUCAGCCGCUGAGGGAGUCAUUCGACGAGCCUCGAAACGCUACCGAGUAUGGCUGGAUGUGUAUCGGAUACGGCUCGGAUACUGCGAACCUGGGACUGAAACUAGGAGAUGAUCUCCCAGUUGGCAGCCACCUUAAUGGAGGCUCACGCGACCCGCGGUAUAACCUGAGUUAUAUCGUCCAGCAGUCAGUGGAAGAGAAGAAGCCGAUCGUCGCAGUGUCGAUCAACUACCGUCUCUCGUUCUGGGGCUUCCUGUUCAGCAAGGAAAUGGAAGCGGUCGGUGCCGGUAACAUUGCCUUCAGAGAUCAGCGUAUGGCGCUACAAUGGCUUCACAACAACAUCACUGGGUUCAGUGGCAGCCCAGACAAGCUCACAAUCUGGGGGGAGUCCGCCGGUGCUCGAUCCUUAGGAAUGCAGCUCAUUGCAUACGAUGGAAUGCACGACGGUCUGUUCCGCAGUGCUAUCCUCGGGAGUCGCAGCCCUCUCGCCAAGUUCACAAAUGCUGACGGUUGGCAACCAUACUUUGACGCUCUCGUUGAGAAGACGGGAUGCGCUAAUGCUAUUGAUCGAUUGGACUGUCUCAAGCACCUUCCCUGGAAGACUCUCAGUGCCAUCUUUAACGGCACGAACCCUUUGAACGUCACAGCGCCCACGCUCAGCGCUGUCAUCGAUGGCGACUUCAUGACCGCCCAAGCGUCUGUUCUGCUGAAGCAAGGCAAUUUUGCCAAGGUCGCGCUCUUGACUGGCAACAACUUUGAUGAGGGCACCGCAUACGCGAAGCAGGGCAUCAGCACCGACUGA
This is a messenger RNA of Aspergillus pseudoviridinutans, 999 nucleotides long. RefSeq lists its product as uncharacterized. The coding region runs from base 1 to 999 and encodes 332 amino acids. The record is from RefSeq and is a predicted model, not a curated record. The transcript has 3 exons. NCBI's taxonomy places the organism in Eukaryota, Fungi, Ascomycota, Eurotiomycetes, Eurotiales, Aspergillaceae.